AUGGCCGUCCCAUCGCAGCGCACGCUGCGCGUCGUCUGCAUCUUACUCCUCGUCGCCCUCCCCUGCCUCGUCGAGGCAGCACGGAAAAAAAAGAAGGGGGACACGCCACCCUUGCCGUCCGUUCGCUUCUACAAAUCAACAGUCAAAGUCUCUUACGCCGGAGUAGCGAAAAUUCCCUCCACGGCCACGCAAGGCGCGGCUGUUCAGAGCCGACAAGUGCUGGAGAAUCCAAGAAGUCAAAUCGGCGGCCGCCGUCUAUUGGAGGACGACAGCAUUGAUCUUGGAACUCCCGGUACCGAUCCGUCGGCUACCGACCCUGCUGUGGAGGAUGGGGAGCCGAACCUGGACUUUGAUCCUCGGCCGCUGCUCCCGCCCGCGGAGCUUACCGGAGCCACCGCGGACCUCGAGGCGGCCAAGAAGAAGAAGCCCAAGGCGUUUCUAUCGCUGACGGUCGCUCCCUUCUCGCCGUCCGUCCUCAAGAGCGGCGUCACGGCCAAGCAGACCGCCUCCACCGGCACCGCCGCAUACGCAAGCGACUCGAGCGUGCCCGACCCGUCCGUGUGCGCCGGCAGCAACUACGUCGUGCAAGUCGUCAACUGGGCCAUCGUGGUGUUCGACGGCAGUGGCAAGGCGCUCACGGCGCCAUGGCAAGCGCUCACGGCGCCAGUGGCGCUGAACGAGUUUCUGGGCGUGAACCCGUACCGCGGCACCACCGUGGGCGAUCUCGUCACCAAGGCGUCGUGCGUGUACGACUCGGCGACCAAGCGCUUCUUCCUCUCCGCCGCAUGGCUGAUUCUCCUAGUUCUUGGCUGCUCUUACUCUCCACCGCACACGGCUCUUCAUGCUCCCGCUUUCCUCCUUUUCCCCCUCCUUACACUUCCUCUUCCCGUCUAUCUUCCGCAACAGGCGGGCAGCUCUAACGCGUACGACAAGUUCGGCCAGACGCGCACGGACAACAAGGGC
This is a messenger RNA of Closterium sp. Naga37s-1, 963 nucleotides long. Lineage: Eukaryota; Viridiplantae; Streptophyta; Zygnematophyceae; Desmidiales; Closteriaceae. The record is from the annotation of a GenBank genome assembly.